Molecule: messenger RNA, 2240 nt
Organism: Esox lucius (northern pike)
Lineage: Eukaryota; Metazoa; Chordata; Actinopteri; Esociformes; Esocidae
Gene: stoml1
Product: stomatin (EPB72)-like 1
Exons: 7
Coding region: 169-1494 (441 amino acids)
Cellular component (GO): plasma membrane
Source: RefSeq, a predicted model, not a curated record
GGCAAACACGGAAACGCGGAAUUAAUUCAGCUUCACCCAAUGAGGUUAUGGUUUCACCGCGCAAACGAAAACAUUCUUCAUUGACCAUUACAUUAUCUUUUUAAUACAAUAUAUAUAUAUUUAACUUGUAUAAAUCGUGUGUUAUUGAGCGUUAAACUUUACAAGGUCAUGUUUAGUAAAGCGUCAGGAUAUGGAUAUCAACCUCUCACGCAACGAGAUUCGAUCCCUGCCAAGCCUGGUUUGUUCGUGGCGACAGAGAGCUUUUUACAAUCUCCAUUCCACCACCAUAAAGGACAAGGACACUCGUUUGACUACAUCCCGAAGGUCAGUGAUAACGACUUCAGAGACUCCAGUCAGGGAUGUCUGUCCUGGAUCUGCAAUGUGAUGGUCACCUUCAUGGUUUAUAUCUGCACCUUUGUAACCUUCCCAUUAUCAGGCUGGUUCGUGCUCAAGGUUGUCCCUAACUAUCAGCGUAUAGUCGUCUUUCGUCUGGGCAGAGUUUGUCCUCCCAAAGGUCCAGGGGUGGUGUUGGUUCUGCCUCUUAUUGACCAGUGGCAGAGAGUGGACCUACGCACCCGGGCCUUCAACAUACCACCAUGCCAGGUCACGACCAGUGACGGAGGGGUGGUGUCUGUAGGAGCUGAUAUCCAGUUUCGUAUCUGGAGCCCGGUGAUGUCUGUGGUGUCGGUUCAGGAUCUUAACGCCUCCACCCGCCUCACCGCCCACAACGCCAUGACAACCACCCUGGGUGGGAAGCGGGUCCGGGAGAUCCAGACGGAAAGGGCCAAACUGGGGGAGGACCUCGGAAUGGAAAUCAAUGAGCUGACGAAGCCGUGGGGUCUGGAGGUGGACAGGGUGGAGUUGACGGUGGGUGCUAUCCUGAAGCCCCCGAAAGACUCCCCGCCUGGGCCUGGCUCCAUCAUUCUGCCCCCCUAUGUUCCAGGUCUGGAGGGUCUAGCUGAACCCAUACAACAGUUGGCCUUCCACUUCCUGGGCAACAUGAUGGGAGGUGGUGUUGGACCUCCCCUGGCUAGGACCGAGGACAGCAUCAUCUUCUCAGAUGAAAUGAGUGGUGCUCCCCAUACCCUUGGGACAGAACCUGGCCCUGCUCUGGUCUCUGUGACCGAGGAUGUAGCCGUGCCCAGUCGGCCUACCUCAGUGUUGGAGCUGCUGGAGGUGGUGAAGCUACUGCUGUCAGAGUCUCUGGUCAGUCAGGUGGGAGCCUGCUUCCUGUUUCUCCUCCAAUCAGCGGACGGACAACAGACCAGCUACUACGUAGACCUCAGUCAUGGUAGGGGUUCCGCUGGACCAGGGUCGCCCCCAGAGGGCCAGGUUCCAGACGUGACCCUGGCUAUGAGGGACGAGGACCUGGUGGCCAUGUUCCAAGGUGCCCUUCGACCCUACGCUGCCUACUCCACAGGUCGACUCACCAUCCAGGGAGACCUGCAGACGGCUAUGAAGCUGGAGGAACUCCUCAAACUACUCAGACCUUAAAAUGAGACAUUGACCCAAAUACCACUUAACCAGAGACAUUGACCCAAAUACCCCUUAACCAGAGACAUUGACCCAAAUACCCCUUAACCAGAGACAUUGACCCAAAUACACCUUAACCAGAGACAUUGACCCAAAUACACCUUAACCAGAGACAUUGACCCAAAUACACCUUAACCAGAGACAUUGACCCAAAUACACCUUAACCAGAGACAUUGACCCAAAUACCCCUUAACCAGAGACAUUGACCCAAAUACACCUUAACCAGAGACAUUGACCCAAAUACACCUUAACCAGAGACAUUGACCAAUAUACCCCUUAACCAGAGACAUUGACCAAUAUACCCCUUAACCAGAGACAUUGACCCAAAUACACCUUAACCAGAGACAUUGACCCAAAUACACCUCAACCAGAGACAUUGACCAAUAUACACCUUAACCAGAGACAUUGACCCAAAUACCCCUUAACCAGAGACAUUGACCAAUAUACCCCUUAACCAGAGACAUUGACCCAAAUACACCUUAACCAGAGACAUUGACCCAAAUACCCCUUAACCAGAGACAUUGACCCAAAUACCCCUUAACCAGAGACAUUGACCCAAAUACACCUUAACCAGAGACAUUGACCCAAAUACACCUUAACCAGAGACAUUGACCAAUAUACCCCUUAACCAGAGACAUUGACCCAAAUACCCCUUAACCAGAGACAUUGACCCAAAUACCCCUUAACCAGAGACAUUGACCCAAAUA